AUGAAAACCUUUAUUAUCGAUUUGAAAGUUAAAGAUACAGAACCAAUAGAUUGGAAAAAGGGGCUGUCUAAUUAUCUGAAGAGAUCAUAUGGUUCCAAGAACUGGAAACAUUUCUAUGAUGAGAAGAUAGCAAUCAAACUCGAUCAUCUUAGACACAACUCAAAUGGAGAAUUGGCACCUGAAUCAUUGUUAGAACAGAAUUUAAGAUAUUAUGCAUUCUUGGAACAUUUAGACCAACGUUUAGCAAAUAAUAGUUCACAACUAAGAAUGGAUUUUGUAUGGUAUGAUGCUCAAUAUCCUCUUACUCCAAGAGAUCAAAAAUAUAAACAACAUACUUUAACUUUUGAGAAAUCAUCUACGCUGUUCAACAUUGCUGUAAUCCUUUCUCAAGCAGCAAACGAUGUUUGCGAUAAAGAUGACAAAUUAGCUAUUGGAUAUCUGUCAAGAGCUACUGCCUGCUUUAAUUAUAUUUCAGAAAAUUUCUUAAAUUCACCAUCAACUGACUUGCAAGCAGAAAAUGCACAAUUUCUUGCCAAUCUUUGCCAUGUUGAAGCUCAAGAGUUGUUCCUACAGAAAUUACUCAACGGACCAGCACCAGAGAAACAAGCCUCAUUAAUAAGUAAGCUAGCAUCUGCUGCAAGUGGUCUUUAUGAUAAGACCUCCAAUUAUUUGAAAGUUCCUGAAGAAAGAAUAAUACCCUAUGGUGAAUCUAAAUGGACUUCUAUUCUGACAUGCAAGAUGUAUGUCUAUAAAUCUGUCACUGCAUACCAUUAUGCUUUACAUUUGGAACAAGAGGGUAAAUAUGGACAAGCAAUUGCAUAUUUGAAACUUGCAUCCCGUUCAAUUACUUCAUCAUUCCCCUUCAAAGUAUGGUUGAAAGAUUUUAUUGAUUUUGAAGGGUUUAAAGAUACUAUUGAAACAAAAACUAAAGAGAUGGAAAAGGAUAAUGAUUAUAUUUACCAUGAUACCAUUCCUUCAAGUGUUUCAUUGGAAAGUAUUAAGCCCAUAGACGCUAUUAAAUGUCCAUCAUGGGAACAACAAUUGAAAAGUUAUAUGGAAACAACAGCUUCUGAUACUGAUUCUCUAUAUAAAGGUAUUGUCCCAAUGGAAAUUUAUGAAAAGGAGAGUAUUUACUCUGAAGAGAAAGCUCAAAUGCUGAGAAAUGAAAUGGAGGCAACUGAAACAGCCAAUUUAGAAUAUACAUCCUUUGUAGAUUUUACAAAUUUACCAAAAUUGAUUACCGAUUUAGAAAAGAGAUACUCUACUUCUGGAGCUAGUAGUACGGAGGACCCUCAAGUUGAAUUAAUGAGGAAACAAUUGACAUCAUAUGCUUCUGUGAUACAUAACAGUCCCUUUAAUGAUGUAGAUAAAGUUAUAAGAGAUAUUUCUUUCAUGAGACAAGAAAUAUUAGAUAUUUUAGUUACUCUACCUAGUCAAGAGAAGGAAAAUUCUCUCAAGUUAAAGGCUUCAUUAGUGGAAGCAUCGAAAUCAGAUGAAAAAUUAUUUUUUUUAGUCAAACCUUACAUGGAAGAAAUAAAACUAUUAAACAAUGCGAAUUUAUUGUGGAGUAAAUUUAAUACAUUUGAUUUGUCGAGCCAAAACCAACCAAGUUUAUUAGAUAUUGAUGAUAAAAAGACCGAAACGAUUUUAAGAAAGUUAAAAGUUGUAAAGAAAUCGGCUGAAGCACUACGUGUUUUGAAAGAGGAGCGUCAAAGAACAUUAUCGGAAUUGAAAGAAGCUGUCAACGAGGAUGAUAUAACAAGUUUAUUAAUUGGUAAUAAAGAUAAAUCAGAUGCUGAAUUGAAAUUAGUUUUCAAUGAUGAAAUGGAAAAAUUUAAACCGUUAAGUACAAGAAUAGAGGCUACAAUUUUCAAGCAGGCGUCAAUUAUAAACGAAAUCAAACUGGCGUUAGAUGAUGUGUUUAGUUUGACAGGGAUACAAGAUAAAUCAUCUGAAGAAAGAAACGCUGAUAAGAAGCGAAUUGAAUUUGUCGACAGGUUAGAGAAAGCAACGAAUAAUUUUACUAUAUUUGUCUCAGAUAUUCAAAAGGGUAUUGGAUUUUAUAGUUCACUACUAAAGCUCAGUAAAGAUUUAGCAUCUUCAGCAAAAUUGCGUAUGGGAGAUAAUUCAGUGUCUGGUGGACAACAGAUCUUACCACCUCCGCUUCCGGAACAUGCACCUUCCCAACCUCCUCCUCCCCAAUAUAGCAGAAGCCCGCCACAUAUGGGAGGAUAUGGAACCGCCACGAUUGAUUCCCAAAUGGCCAAUCUUAACAUGAAUCAAUCCCCAGCGGUUCCGCCUAGGAACUAUAUUCCUGGCGAGUUUCCACAAUCACAACCGCAAUCACAACAGCAAAUGUCAACUUUUUCUCAAGUUCCAACGGUUCCGCAAGUCCAAAGUUUUCCUCAAGCGCAAUCACAAAUGUCACAGGGGCCUAUAGUCCCGCCAAAACAACCUCCGAUGGGUAUAAACGGGCUACUUGCAACGCAGAGACAAGCUGAUAAUGAGGAGCGGGAGUUACAAAUGAAUCCAACAUCAUUUUACAACAAGUCUUCGGUGUUUGAUGAAAAUUUAUAUUCAAAAUAUAGCGGUUGA
Naumovozyma dairenensis CBS 421 is the source of this 2595-nucleotide messenger RNA. RefSeq names its product Bro1p (gene BRO1). The record is from RefSeq and is a predicted model, not a curated record. Gene Ontology annotation, biological process: protein transport to vacuole involved in ubiquitin-dependent protein catabolic process via the multivesicular body sorting pathway. Gene Ontology annotation, molecular function: protein binding. The coding region runs from base 1 to 2595 and encodes 864 amino acids. Gene Ontology annotation, cellular component: endosome. NCBI's taxonomy places the organism in Eukaryota, Fungi, Ascomycota, Saccharomycetes, Saccharomycetales, Saccharomycetaceae. The transcript has a single exon.